CGCUGAACUAGUCACUCAUUCUUCGGCAUUGUGCACUGGUUUGUGUCCCUGAUAGUGGGUGGGAAAAUUGGAUCUCAAAAAUGCAAUUGCGUAGCCCCCCGUACCCGUCAAGCGGAAAAACGCGACGCCAGCACUCAGCAGCUCUCAGCAGGCGUGCAUGUUGCGCAGAUAUUGGUGUUCGUAAAAACUGCAUCGCACAAAGCCCAGCAAAGCCAGCAGCAGCAGAAGCGACGAAAACGAAGACGACGACGGACUGAUUAAACAUCGGAGCGCAGCAAGAAGAAAAAGAUGCCCGUCACGGGGACCACGGCGACGUCGAGAGGGAACUCGGGCGGCGUUGUUCUACGGGCCCGUCGAUUCCCCACCAUGACGGCGAGCAGUGGAAUCAAACUUCCGGGCUAUGAGCAGUAUGAGAAGCUCCGGAAGGCACUCCAGUCCGGAGGGCGAUCGCAGAUUGAAAAGAUACUGGAAUCACUGGUCAAAGCCUGCCAGACCAAGCGGGAUUAUGUGGGCGAGAAGCAGAAGCUAGAUGACGAUCAGAUGAGCUUUUGGUUCAACGAUGUGCUUCGGCUACUGUUCGAUUGGGAGAAUCCCCUGACGAGGGAGCUGGCCCUGAUGGCGUCGGAAGCAAUUUUGCCUCAUUUGGAACAGACACUGUAUUUGGACUCGCCGGCGUGGCCAGCUCUGAAGACAAAAAUAAGCAAUGUGUACUCCAAUUUGUUGGAGCAAGCACGGGGUCGGAACGACCCAGAAUGGCACCGGAAGUGGUCGGUGCUGGUGCGAAUACUUGACAAGGAAAUCUGCCAGGGUGCAGUGAUUAUCAAUGUGUUUCUGGCCAUCGUCGAAAGCGGAUUCCGAUCGGCGGAACUGCUGGUCCGAGAGCAAUCCUUCGACUGUUGGCAACUGCUGGUGGAGAUUUUUGCCAAGUACAACCAGAUUCACAUCCCGAAGCGGAUAAAGUUGAUCUGCAUUCCGCUGAAGAGCUCCAAAUCGAAGACUGAAGUGAUCGCCAAGAAGAAGUUCGAAAUCUGGUGGUUCCUGAUCAACAAGUUGCAGCCCCAGCUAGACACAUUCGCGGACAAUGUGUUCGAGCCGUUCAUCUACUUCUGCUUCGGGCCGUCUUUUAAGACGCCACUGUGUUACUACUUUGACAACAGCUACCAGGAGUUUGGUGCUCCGGGGAAGAUAUACAAUUCCAUAAAGCAAUUAUCAGCGGCAGCUUUGAUCCACAUGUUGGGUCCGGCCGGGAGAGUUACCGAAAGCCUGAUCCAGGAAGCCAGCGGUACUGUGAAUGGCGGUAGAAACGGAGCAAUACAUUUCAACGUGGCGGCGAGCGCCGAUAAAGCCAUUAUUUCAUCGAAGCUGUUCUCGUUGAAGGCAAAGCUCAUCAUCAAUUCGUGUACCGAGUGUACGGUUCUGUUCUCGCAGAUGAAGGACAAGGACUAUAUGGAGCUGAAUCGAUGCCUGUGGAAGAAUCUGCUGGUGAGAGUCGAGCAGGAACAGGUCAUUUCGCGGAUGGAAAUGUUCGGUUGGAUUAAAGAGAAUUUGAUGGCGUUGAUCAGUUUGAGUACCGAACUCAAGGACGAAACCAUAAAAGAGCUGAUCUACGACAUCGUCCAGAUGGUGGCUCAGACGAAUCUUCUUUCGGUGACCAUCGGCCAGGACAGCCCCGAGCAGUUGACCAUCAACUAUCGCAACUUCAUGUCUCUGAUGUUCAACCCGGCGUUGGACUACCCUGCAGGGACCUCAUUUACGAUCUUGUCGCACGCAUUCGAUCUCCGACGGUACUCCUCCCCGCGCGGUGGCUAUUGGGAUAUGCUCCAGAAAACGGUUCAGUACCUGACCACACUGGAACCGUCGUUGUUGCAAAACGGGGAUCCGAAAUCUGCGGCCAACCGUCGGAUGGUAACGCAAAUCUACCGCUCGAUGGCACUGCACCUGACGGAGCAGAUCGACUCCCGGCGGGACCAGUUCGAGCACUCUCAGUCGAUCGUGUUCGGGUUCCUGCUGUUUCCGUUGGAGUACGAUAGAUUUUUAGAGGUGGGCGAUGUGCGGGACGUGUGGGAGGAUGUUUUCAACGGGAUGGUCACCGGCCAGAAGUCCACAAAGUAUGCAUGCGGGUUAAGUGAAGUGAUAAAAGCGAUGACCGUUGCCAAGUAUAACUGCAACCUGGGAGUGAUCUUGAGAUUUUUCCGAGUGGUGCUGGAAUCGGUGCCGGGGGAUUUUGACCUAGCACACCCACCGGUGAAGACGUUGGAACUGUUCAAAGAUCUGGUUCGAAAGGCGCUGGUGUUUCAGAACAGUUUGGCAGAGGUGGACACCGGAGUGGUAUCGUUCCGAAAAAUGAUCGAGAGGAUGACCAACAAGGCGCUGUUCUCGGUGAUCAUGCCUAUCCGGAACAUCAUAAACGAACUGAUCGAUGGAGACAGCGAGACAUUGAAGGAGGAAGUGAUCCGUACCAUGAAGACGCUCAUCGAUCGGUUCGUAAUGGGAAGAUUUAUUGCUGAGCUGAAGUCCCAACCGAAGGAGGUCAAGUGGAACUGUAAGAUGUUGAUCGAUCAGCUGAUGAAGCAACAGUGGAAGGUUGGGGAGCUGAAGAAGCUGGUGGAUAUUUGUGAGGGCAAAGACCCGAACAAGUCGCCCAAGCCGGUCAAGAAAGAAGGAGAGUUUGUCGUUAUCGAAAAAGUGUGGAAGUUUACGCCGGAUAAGCUGACGGAGCACCAGCGAGAACGGUUGAGUAAGAAACGGGACGACAUUCCGGCUCUCUACAACGAUUUGAGCCAGUCACAGGAUAACUAUGUGAUAAAGCCUUGGACACCGAAUAAAAUAGUAAUACCUUCCGAUCAAGGCCAGGAUCACGACACGAUUGUCAUGUGUGCAAGCGCAGAUUCGGGUUCAAUCCCGAAUGGGGAAGUUCCGGAAGCAUCGGUUCCAAAAGAACAAGGAGCUGGAGUCGCCACCGAAAACAAGCUUGACAAAGAGAACAACAACGGUAAUACGGUUCCGGAUUCGACCGAAAAGGAUGAUUCCGCCAGUUCUUCAUCGGUUGCAGUCAAGAAAACUACGGAGAAACGGUCACGAGUAAUCCGGGAGUUGGACCAAUUGAAGAUAGACACCGUUGAAGGAAAGAAUCUUCAGGUGGGUAGACUUCCUCGCACGAGACGAGCCGGAAGUCUUGAACCAGCAGCCGCACCUAACAACCGAAGGAAAAGCUUGGAACCGAAGAAGUUGGCCGAGAAAAAUAAGAGAAGCGAUUCGGAGAAUAGACGGACUCGUCGUAACGCCACCAAUAAAUCCACCCAGAAAAAGGAGACGAAGGACGAAUCGCUUCUCUCUCCGACGCGGAAAAAAACGGAAGAUAAAUCUAAGUCUCCUGCCGAUCGGUCUUCCCCGAGGAAAGCCCUGAACUUCGACAACGUCAUUGACAAACAGCCGGCAACGGCUACGGAAGCGCCUGUCUCUCCCGUAAAACCAAAAGCCGUAAACGAUUCAGUCGACGAAAUCGUAGAAUCGUCGCAGGCAGGUUCCCAGUCGCUUCUGUCCCGGAAGUUCACACCCCGCAAGCCACCGAAAGAGGAGGAAAAACCGGAAUCUCCUAAGUUGGGCACAGAGACGCUCCCGUUCGACACCGAAGCGGAAAAGGAAUUGGUCAAGCUUUCCGGUCGGAAAUCGCCGAUGAAGACCAAAACCAAUGAAAGCCCUCUGAAGUCCCCUGGCAAGAAUACCAGGACAACGGCGGCGGCAGCUGUUUCCACAGAUGUUGAAACGGAGCCAAACACGGAGAGUUUCUUGAAGUCCCCUGGCAAAAGUACCAGAGCUGCAGUAGCUGCUCAGCAUCAGGUUGCUCCCGAAGUGGAAACGGAACCAAAUACCGAAAGUCCCUUGAAAUCACCUGUCAAGAUUACCAGAGCUGCGGUAGCCGCCCAGGCAACACCCGAAGUAGACACCCAGUCAAGCACUAAACUUUCCUCUGCCAAUUCAAUUCCGGAAUCAACGGCUUCGUCGGAACCAUCAGCAGUGACUCAAAUUGAACUAAGAUCCAGGGUAGCCUCACCCGUAAAACUUCCUGCCACUUCUCCAGCCAAGGCCGCACAAUCUCCGGCCAAACGUGUUGCAUCACCGGCGAAACGAACUGCCUCGCCGGCCAAAUCUCCGGCUAAAUCUCCGGCGAAAAGCCCGAAGAAGGGUAAACGAUCGACUAGUCCAAUUCCGGAACCAAUGGAAACGGACUCUCCCAAAAAAGCCGACACUCCAGCAGAAGAUUCCAACAAAUCUCCAAGCCUUUCGCCGGUUCGCAAUCUGGAUGAGGACAUGGAGCCACUGACUAGGAGUCUCAAUCGUAGCUUGGUUUCUUCCCCAGAUGGAGCCGAUCAAGAAGCAAGGGAAGCUGAUUUGCUCAACAGCACGCUGAAUAUUUCCCCAAUUUCCGAAGAAAAAGCUCAUCCCUCAACUCCCUCCCUCCCAGUUGCCGCAAGGAUUUCUCCUGCUUCCGGCAGUGGCGAGAAGCGUGCCUCCAGCCGCAUAAUGGAACGGGAAAAGGGACCUACAAUUUCUUCACCUAUCACCCGCCGAACUCGGAACUCUCCACCCAUUAUCCCGGCGGCCAUUGCUCACCUAAGGAAUCGCAGCACACCACAAUCGACUCCCAGAAGCCCCAAGACCGGCAUGAUAGAGCUUCGUGGACGUGGCGCACAGCUCAUCAACCUGAUCCGUAGUCAACAGAACGAAAUGUCCCCCAAACCUUCGGCGAUGGCAUCUCCGCAGCACUCGUCUACUCCCAAACCGGUUUCAACCACACCCAGUGAUCGAAGUCUGAUGCUCCGGAAACUUGCCACUGCUGCUGCAGUCCCCACGCCUCCCGCAGUGCAAUCGCCGGAACUCCCAAAACCUCCACCGCCCGUAGAGAAGGAAAAGGAGAAAGAGAAGGAUACCGACUAUCUGGUCUUCUCCAAAGUUCUUCCAUCCCCGCAGGCCUCUCCGGCGGCCAGUAUCCUCAAACGGAAACACAACCAGGAUGACAGCGGUGACGAUCUGGAGUCUCCUGCCAACAAGCGAAAACGGGUCAGCUUUCACGAUCCGCCGGUUUCCCUCACGAAGCAGUACAUCCGACAGGAGGAAGAAUGCCGCUCGCCUUCCAUCAGUCGCUGUAUCCUGAUGGCCGGAAUGUCCCCAACUGACAAAGCCAAGUUCCUACUCCGAAGGAAGAGCAAAGCGGAUAGUAUGUCCGAACUGGCCAAGUUCACACGGGGCUCCGGUGAAGGUUCCGCCGAGCCAGGAAAAGAGGAUGACGAUGAAAUUUCAUCCUCUCCCGAAUCGCUGGACGGCGAGUUCCUGUUGAACACCACCGACGAUAUGAGUGCUCUGCAGGUAACAACCGGCGCCGGGGACGUCGAAAUGAAAUCAGACCCUAAACCGAACACUCCAGCAGAGGUGGUAGCACCACCUGAACUCCCCGCACCCACUCCCGACGAACCAGUUGAACUCCCCAAACGGACCUCUCCUCGGAAGAUCUCUCCAAAACCUGCUUCGGAAGAGCCGCCGCCAACUGUCGCUUUCGCACCUGUUCCCCCAACCUCGCCCGUCCCAGAGAAACCGGACACCAGCAUCCGCUUCCAAACGGAGGAGGAAGUCCUCGCCCAUGUGAUCUCAAAGUACUCGCUGGAUUCCAUGCUGGAACGAUUCCUAACCGCCGGAAAAAUACUCGAACAGCAAAAGUCUGCCCGAUUGCUAACCCGCGAACUGUCCACCCUGAUGUCCAAGAACGCCAAACUGCGUCACACCGUCCUAGACGAGCUGUCCGAGCGCCACUCGGCGGAGUUCCUCGAGCAUGCCGUCCAGGAGAACUCCUCGGCCGUGGUCUGCCAGCGGCUAUCGAUGACCACUAUGACGGAGUAUAUCUUCGAACGGUUACGCCGGAUGCCCCCGGAAGGUGGCAGCCCCGAGGACCAAGACGAACGACUUAAAAUCCUGCAGACCAUGUUCGACAACCUGGCCCAGAUGCACACGAGCGUCGGUGGGGACGAGUUCCGGCGGAUGAAGGACCGAUUCGUGAAGGCCGCCGUCUUCGCCAAGAGCCGCGACGAAGUGAUGGCCCUGCUAGAGGAGUACUUCCGGCAGUGCAGUGUGGGAUCGACGUCGGCGACGGCCACUACGUGACGCGCUAGGUAGGAUUUUAUUUCUUUAUUACGGUAAGAGAGUUUUUAGCGAGUAGUGGCGUAACAUUUUAAGGUGUAUUUUUACAAUAAAGAAAUAGAUUGAUCCUUCUGUUCAAGAGUGUAACAUUCUUAACGUCUUAGAAAUGUACUAUUUUCAUCACUUUUUAUAAAUGAUCCAGAUAUAUAUUUAGAUGAAAUAUAGAAGUAUAAUUGUGGACACGUAGUUCAAUCGAAUCCAAUUAGACCAAUGUUUUAUCAAACAAGCGAAAAAACUUAUCAAAGAAAAGCAACCUGACUUGCCUUUUGGAAACAAAAAUAUAAAUCUUAAGCUAUUCUCAAUAAAUUGGAACAUGAGGUACAAAAAAAAAGCUGAUGGAGAGGAACACAAAAACUUACGAUAAGUUGUCCACACUAGGUGUAUAAGUGCAUAAGUGCUAGCGUUUAAGUGAUGAACAUCAAUAAUAAGCUUUCUUUUACGAGCAAAA
Messenger RNA from Aedes albopictus (Asian tiger mosquito), 6640 nucleotides. RefSeq names its product telomere-associated protein RIF1 (gene Rif1). The transcript has 5 exons. Lineage: Eukaryota; Metazoa; Arthropoda; Insecta; Diptera; Culicidae. Gene Ontology annotation, biological process: telomere maintenance. Gene Ontology annotation, cellular component: nucleus. The record is from RefSeq and is a predicted model, not a curated record. Bases 289 to 6156 code for a protein of 1955 amino acids.